Molecule: messenger RNA, 3728 nt
Organism: Osmerus eperlanus (European smelt)
Lineage: Eukaryota; Metazoa; Chordata; Actinopteri; Osmeriformes; Osmeridae
Product: neurosecretory protein VGF
Exons: 2
Coding region: 267-2264 (665 amino acids)
Molecular function (GO): neuropeptide hormone activity
Source: RefSeq, a predicted model, not a curated record
UUGAAUCGCUCAGUGCCAAAAAAAAGUGAUUAACUGCGAUACAAACACAUCACAACAUUUUUGCACUGAAAUAAAACAGUCAGAAUCAUUUUUUUUUUCUCUCAUUGUUGUGUAUGGUAGAGAACCACAAGAAGACUAGUUUGAAAAGCACUCUUGGAGUGUAGCCUAAUUACAGAGAUAAGCUAAGAGACUACCCGAAGCGUGAAUUUUCAGCACUUUUCCCGUGCGGGACUCCAGGUGCUGGCCGUCCCUCCUGCCUGUUCUGCAUGGUCAUGACCUGUCGCCACAUCCCCUCCACAGCCCGACUCGCCCUACUGGUCCUGCUCACUGUCUCACCACAGCUGGCUGGAGCCGCUGCUGUGGGAGUGGAGAGGGUGGAGGGGGGGAUGGAGGGUCUCACCCGGACACACCCCAAAGAGGACAACCGUAGUCCCCUCCACACGCCCCCCGGGCUCACCCUCCCCAGACCCCUCAGCACAGUUCCCCUGGAGCAGGACCAGGGCACCCCAACAGACAUGGACCCUGCCCAGAUGCUGGCCUCCGUUCUUCUGGAGGCCCUUGACCACCCUGGGGCUGCAGAGACACCGGGCAGGCCAGAGGAGGGAGACAGUGCAGAGGGGCAAUGGCAAGAACCAGCCCACCUGGAAGCCAGGGGAAGUCAAGAGGGAAGGAGAGUAGGCAAUGUGGAGGAGGAGAGAUGGGGGCUGGGGGAGGAGAGUGGUGUGUUGGACAGGAGGAUGGAGAGGCUAAGGGCAGCCUUAGAGGCAGCGGCCCAAGGGGAGGAGUUGAGGGAGUGGGAGGAGGAGGAGGAGAGGAAAAAGUCUCAGGAGGAGAGAGGCGGGCCAACGGAAGGUGAGGCGGGCCGCGACGGAGGCGGAAGCGAGGACGGUGGAGAACGAGAGGAAGAGGAGGAGGAGGAAAGAGAAGGACCGGAAAGAUCCGGGACCGUCUCUGACGGAGCCGAGUCCUCGCUCCGGCGCGAAACGAGAGGCUACUUCCAGAACAUUGACCUGGGUCUUCAAGACAACGAGAUCUUACCUCCUCUGAAGGGCUACAAGGCAUACAAUACCCAGCUGGCACGAGCCGGCAAAAAACUCCACUGGCAGGAAGAGCAGGCGAGCAACCGGCCGAUCCAGGGCAGCAACUUCAUGGACGACUUUGAGAACGAGGGCGAGGAGGAGGUGGAGGAGGAGGUGGAGAGCCUCACCCGCGCCGAGGAGGAGGCGCGCGCCCGCGCCGACAAACAGGAGGUGCUGAGGCAGCAGGAGGAAGCGGAGCACGCCCGCGAGGAGGAGCAGCGCUUGGCCGACAUCGCCUCGGACAUGCUGCUGCAGUACAUGGGCAGGAAGCAGCAGGGGGCGCCCUACCUGGAGCCGCGCCGGAAGGCCAGCGUGGACGCCAACGGCAACGCGGCCGAGGACAAGCGCUCCGAAGAGGUGGCCACCGACGACGACGACGACCUGGACCAGCAGAUGAUCGACAGGCUGAUCGAGAUCAGCAGCAAGCUGCACCUGCCCGCCGACGACGUGGUGGAGAUCAUCAGCGACGUGGAGGAGAAGAAGAAGAAGAGGAAGGAGCUUCCGCCGCCCGGCAAGCCCGUCGUGCCACGCUUCCGCCCCCUGGUGCCCCCUCCCCUGGCUGGACCCCCAAUCUACCACUACACAGCCUCCAGCAACCCCAAGAAAGCCCUGUACAAAGCCAACAGGAAGUGGCAGAAGGACAAAAACAAGGCCAAGUCCUAUAAGCAGGAGUACUGGUACAAGCCCCAGAAGCAGGUUGACUACUGGUACAAGCCCCAGAAACAGUUCCUGGCCUUCCCCUCCUACCCCUACUACCAGAAGCCAUACCGAGCCUACUACCCAGUCUACUUUCCCUACCCCAAAGCCUCCGGCUACUAUGACAAGACUUCCCUUCCCAGGGACCAGCAGCUGUUUGUCCCCCAGGACUACGGCUUCCAGCCCCCCAGGCGCAGGCACCGUGCUGGGGUUAAUGCGAGGGGGCAGGGCUGGAGGCAGCAGCCACCUCCACGCCUGCCUGCCACCCCGUACAUCUCUAACUACAUCCUCCCCCACCCACGGACCUACCAGCCCCUGCCUCCCCCCAAACCUCGCUCCCCCUCCGGGAGGGGCAGGCAGCCCCCCUUCUACUACCCCCCGGCGCCGGGAGACGACUACGAGGAGGAUGGCCUGGAGCCCCAGCUGGACAGCGACGAAGAGCUGGAGAACUUUAUUGAGAGGAUCUACAUGAAACGUAGAAUGUACUAGAAAACACGCAGGGAAGAGUGACCAAUGGGGAGUGCUGGGGUGGGGGUCAGGUGGAAGGAUUCGCAAAAGUUGAGGGAAAGAAAGAACGGGAAGAGGUGUUUAAAGAGAUUUACGGAUGGAAUGGGAAGGAAAGAGGAAAAUGGUGAAUAGAUCGCUUUUUUUUUUUUUUUUUUACCACAUAUGUUUGUUUCAGUCAAGCAGAAGGGAGAGGGGGGUUCCUCUAGGUAGCCAUAUUCAACCUCUCAGUUUACAUUCUAAACCAGAACAUGCAGCGCUGGUCUGUGUGCCUGUCUUCAUUCAGGUCCUCCUCUGAUGCUCCUGCAUGUCUCAGAGUGUUGGGGUUUUCUAAAAAGAAAAAGGAGAAAAUUUGAAGAAAAAAAACAUUAACCAUUUACACCAACACACAGUCCAUGAAAGAUAAACAAUGUGCCAAUAACAAGAAUUUAAGAGUUUACAGAAUACAUUUGGUCUCUUUCAUUUGGUCAUGGAACAUCAGACUGUGUACUGGGAUUCUGACUGUAAAAUGCAUCAUGAGUGACAUCACCAACACAAGGUAAACAGUGGCACCGGUUUGAACGCAGCCCAAACUGCCAAUCACCAAGGUCAUGUGUAUACCUGCACAUAUUUGUAAUUUGAAAAGGUGCCAAAUAUAUUCAAUGCAGUCUUUCACUUCUCAGUCGAACGCACUGGAAGUUAGGAUCAAAACUUCUAUUGCCUUACAACAAACAUUCACACUCCUAUACGUACAUACACAUAUUUGGCCCUUUCCUUAUUUGUUAUGUCAUGGCAUUCCCUUGCACAUAUCCUUAGGAUCCUUUGGCCUCAGCCUCUCCAAGCACAAAAGAAAAAAAGAUAGAACUUCCAACAGGUUGGGCAAAGGGCUAUUAAUCAUUCAUUGGGUGGGGUGGAGAGCUACGAUGUGGACACUUGUCUGUUUGGCAAAUGACUCAUGCUUCGAGCUUUGUACCACCUUGCAGGCACCGUUGACCAUUCAGGUCUACUGCAUUUUUCUCAGCCUUCCGUAACAGAAACUGCUGUUUCACUCAUGCGACGACCAUCUUGGCACGUUCUGCUUUUCACCCAUCGACUCUUCGCUUCUCUUCCGUUUGAAUUCUCUUUCCUUUUUUUUCCCCCAAAUUACUUGAAGUCUCUCUGUCUUUGCCAUAAACAGCUUCUGUAAGCAAGCACUACUAAUCAAACAUGUGAAUCAGGAGGCCAACAAACACUUCAGUGUAAAUGUUUUAUUUAUUUCCACACAAAAAAAGGACAGCCACAGAAGAGAUGCUGUCUAAGGACAGGAGGGGGAAUUGAUUGAGCUCAAAAAAGAAAAAAAGUUAAAUCUGCACGUCUUUUCUACUUGCAUCUAAAAAAAAGAAAAAAAAAUCUUUGGAGAAAAAAAGAAAAACUCAAUCCAGAGAAAUUCAGACGGUUGUUUCUCUGAAUAAACUGUGAUCCUAAAAAAAA